Scleropages formosus (Asian bonytongue) is the source of this 546-nucleotide messenger RNA. RefSeq names its product probable protein BRICK1. The transcript has 3 exons. Gene Ontology annotation, biological process: actin filament organization; regulation of actin polymerization or depolymerization; cell motility. Gene Ontology annotation, molecular function: protein-containing complex binding. NCBI's taxonomy places the organism in Eukaryota, Metazoa, Chordata, Actinopteri, Osteoglossiformes, Osteoglossidae. Gene Ontology annotation, cellular component: SCAR complex. The record is from RefSeq and is a predicted model, not a curated record. Bases 36 to 263 code for a protein of 75 amino acids.
GGCAGGGCCGGGCGGGAAACACAACCCGAGAGAAAAUGGCGGGCCAGGAAGACCCCGUCCAGAGAGAGAUCCACCAGGACUGGGCCAACCGGGAAUAUAUCGAAGUUAUAACCAGCAGCAUCAAGAAAAUAGCCGAUUUUCUAAAUUCCUUUGACAUGUCCUGCAGAUCCCGCUUGGCUACUUUGAAUGAGAAGCUGACCGCGCUGGAGAGGAGAAUUGAAUAUAUUGAGGCCAGAGUAACCAAAGGAGAGACAUUAACUUAAGUCCAAAGCACCACAUUCACUGCUCUACAAAUGGAAGACCUCCAGAAUUUCCCUGCAAUUUCCUUUCAAUAUGCUCUUUUUAGUGUAACUGUUUCACGUGUUUAAUGAUUUUCAGUGGACCACUUCGGCAUUCUCGAGCGGUGGCGUGUUCAGUUUUUUUUUUUUUUUUUUUUUUAUACUCAAUAUUGUUCAAUGCUUGUGAUGCUGCAUUCCACAUUUUACCCCCUUAACUCUCAUGGCUGGUUUUAAACUAUUAUUGUGACUUUGCAAAAAAAAAAAAAAA